AACUAAAUUAAGUAAAGAAUAACACAAAGCAAAAGAAGCACACUGCCUUUAUUCUAUUCCUUGUCUUCGUAAUGCUUUGAAACAAGCUAAUUCAUCAAUUCUUUCCUAUAUAAUCUCAAACACAUUAACUAAAAAUUCCAUCGAUCUUAAACAUGGAGGGUGUAGAACACCGAACAGUGAAUGUGAACGGCGUAAACAUGCACAUAGCUGAGAAGGGUCACGGCCCAUUCAUACUCUUCAUCCAUGGCUUCCCCGACCUAUGGUACACGUGGCGCCACCAGAUCGUAGCUCUCGCUUCCCUCGGUUACCGCUGCGUGGCGCCCGACCUCCGAGGCUUCGGCGACACCGACGCGCCACCCACACCCACCGCCUACACCAGCCUCCACGUCGUCGGCGACAUCAUCGGACUCCUCGACGCCGUAGCCGGCGGCGAAGAGAAGGUGUUCGUGGUUGGUCAUGACUGGGGUGCCCUCACUGCUUGGUAUCUUUCCCUCUAUCGCCCCGAACGAAUCAGAGCUCUCGUUAACUUGAGCGUCGUUUUCACUCCACGAAACCCCCAAAGAAAACCCCUUGAAACCUUAAGAGCAGUCUAUGGAAAUGACUAUUAUAUCUGCAGAUUUCAGGAGUGUGGAGAUAUAGAAGCUGAGUUUGAGGAGAUUGGAACUGAAAGAGUGCUGAAGGAAUUCCUGACGUACCGGAACCCUGGUCCACUUUAUCUACCUAAAGGGAAAGGGUUUGGACACCCAUUUGAUUCUCCCAUAGUGUUGCCCUCAUGGCUAUCUGAAGAAGAAUGUAACUACUAUGCCACCAAAUAUGAGAAGACUGGCUUCACAGGGGGUUUGAACUACUACAGAAAUUUGGAUCUAAACUGGGAGCUCACUGCUCCGUGGACUGGUGCUCAAGUCAAAGUUCCAGUUAAGUUUAUUGUGGGUGAUCUUGACCUUACCUAUAAUGCACCGGGCACGAAGGAUUACAUUCACAAAGGUGGGUUCAAGAAAAAUGUGCCGCUUUUGGAGGAUGUAGUAGUAAUUGAAGGGUCAGGGCACUUCCUCCAUCAAGAAAGGGCUAAUGAGAUCAACAAACACAUCCACGAUUUCUUUCAAAAAUUCUAAUUUGCUCUGGAUGCCUUCUUCUUGUUAGGCAUGCAUGCUUCCCUUUGUUCUUGCUCUAUUGCAUCUUUGUCCUUCAGUUCCUGCUUUGUGUGCGUAUUUGCUAAAGUGCGUAUGCAUGUAUAUCUACACAACUCUUUGAGGCUUAUGUUUUAUUGAGAGUGAUACGAGUACUUUGGUUUGUUGGAGAUGAAAGAAGCUUAUUUCCCACGCACUGAAAUGUUUACCACUCAAGCUCAUGGGUAAAGGAGUGGAAACAAUUAAACAUAUCGCAUGUCCUUUAACCACAAAAUUUUCUAAAAUCCUUCUCUCCACUAGACAAUAUAAUAACUGAAGACGUUUACAUCUUCCAAUUCAAGGUAACAAAUGGAAAAAGUUUUUCCUG
Abrus precatorius (Indian licorice) is the source of this 1494-nucleotide messenger RNA. Its product is annotated as epoxide hydrolase A-like. The transcript is spliced from 3 exons. The record is from RefSeq and is a predicted model, not a curated record. Gene Ontology annotation, molecular function: hydrolase activity. Bases 153 to 1112 code for a protein of 319 amino acids. Lineage: Eukaryota; Viridiplantae; Streptophyta; Magnoliopsida; Fabales; Fabaceae.